Plodia interpunctella (Indianmeal moth) is the source of this 1781-nucleotide messenger RNA. RefSeq lists its product as uncharacterized. The record is from RefSeq and is a predicted model, not a curated record. Gene Ontology annotation, cellular component: cytoplasm. Lineage: Eukaryota; Metazoa; Arthropoda; Insecta; Lepidoptera; Pyralidae. Gene Ontology annotation, molecular function: glycosyltransferase activity. The transcript is spliced from 4 exons. Bases 135 to 1781 code for a protein of 548 amino acids.
CUAUCAGCUGAUCGUGCGCAGUCCGCCAUGGUAACGCGUCCGCAGCGCAUGCGCGCGGCGCCGGCUCGCGAUUACUCGCUGUCGCGCGAACUUGCGAACGUAUUUUCCGCACGUGGACGGAUGACUUAAUUAAGAUGCCGUGUAGUUUUAGGAAAUUCAUGCGCAUUAUAAAGCUGUUGUUGGCUGGAGGAACGUUGUUCUUUAUUAGCUGGGUAGUGAGUGUGAACGAAUGGCACGGCGGGGUUCGCUGGGAGGGCCCACGGGCCCAGGGGCCCACCAUGAGGACCAUAGUGGCCUACUCGGAGGGCAAACAGGCGGAGAUGGACCGACCCUCGCCCGUCACCUGCGAUCGGCUGCCGGCUUUCCCGAAGAUACCGCAUAUAAAUCGCAGUUGGUUCCCCGACGCGGCCGAGCGUGGCUGGCAGCAGCUGGCGGGCACCACGGUGUCGCUGUACGCUGCGUACUACGACCAGCGCCAGCCGCAGCGCUUCGUUCGCAUCCUGGCCAAAUUCCAAGGUCGCAACAUCUCAAUAGAAGAACCACUAUUUUGCCAAACACGCCCGCUUAAUACAUAUGAAGAUUCUGUGGAGGUCGUGGCAGCGAAACCUUUGGAGAUUUGGUGGCAUGAAUGGGACGUCUCAUUGUCCAAAGUCGAGACACCACUUCUGCUCUCCUGCCCAUUGACGGAACCUCUCAAUGGACCUGCUAUCGUCUCAAUAGUCACUGAGCCAUGCAACAAUCCCACCAACGCAUUUAUUUUAGAAUCUAAUGAAAACACAUUUAAAAAUAAAAAAUCUUUUACAAUAUGUGUCAAAGAUAUGAAUUUCGAUAAUGAUGUUUCACAAAACUUAGUAGAAUGGAUUGAAACAAAUAAGUUACUAGGUGUAGAUAUUAUAGACAUGUACAUCGAUAAGGUGGAAAAAGAAACGGAAAGAAUCCUUUUGCAUUAUCGAGAAAAAGGAUACGUUAGAUUAUUUCAAGUUCCUAUUAAGAAUAAGCCAGAAAGAUCUCUUUGGCAAAGACGAAGAGAUCACAUAUUAACUUACAAUGAUUGCUUAUAUAGAAACAUACAAGAUUCUGAAUUUAUAAUACCGUUAGAUGUAGAUGAGAUAAUAUUACCCAAGAUAGCGAAAAGUUUGCCAGAGCUGAUAAAGCGACUGUUUAAUAAAGGAUGGGAUCCCACGAAAAAUUCCGCAAUUUUAAUACAAAAUGUAUUUUUCUUUGGUUUCAUGCAAAGAGUAGAUAAAUACGAAAAUAGAAAAAUGCGCAGUAAAAAUAAAGUCUACGUGAAACGAGAUGACGUUCGAAUAAAAAAGGAUGAAAAUUUAGAUGUAAGUGAAAUAGAACUGAUACAUGAAUCAAGUAGCAUAAGUAAUGAAGUCAUAGAUAUUAGAGAUUUAGACGAAGAUUUGUACGACAAAUAUAGAUCAAGAUGUGGAAGAGAUCUGGUCAUACCUAAACUAGUUAACAAUAUUGUGAGCUCGGCCUUGGUGAGUCCGGUGGGGUACUACAGCAAGAGCCUCAUGCUGACCAGGAAGGUACUGACGGCAUUCAAUCACUACCCUCUGGUCAGUCUGGGCGCGUCUGGUUUCGCCGGUUGGUCGGCGCCCUACAACGAAGUGCAGCUCAACCAUUACAAGGAAUCGUGCAACACGACGGUGGUGGCGGAGUGCGAGCGGUACGGGCGACGCGCGCGCAUCGACCGCGCCGCGCUGCGCCUGCGCCGCCGCCUCACGCGCGCCCUCGCCGACGCCAUUUGCACAGGAAUAAACAUUACCUGA